AUGUUUACCGAUUAUAUAUUUACACCAAAGCUUUACAAAGUAUAUACUGGAAUUCGGAGAAACGAUGACUAUGUUCAACUAUGGCAAGAAAAAGUAGCAGACAGAAUAUUAAUGACUACUUACAUUGUUUCACAAGUAGCCACUUACCUUUCACCUGCAUUAUUAUACAUGUAUGGUAAAUGUCUGUUAAGUCCAGACUUUGUAAACAAACUAUUUUUUCGUGGAUCAAUAUUAGGAUUAACUUUGAUGACAACAUUUAUUUUGAGAAGUUACGGAAGAGCUAUAAAUCCAAAGUAUAAAGCUUUUCAUAAAGAUCUUAUAAAUGCUAAAUUGGAUUAUUCGACUGAUAAUAAGAAAAAACUGCACAGCUACGACUUUGAUUUUUCAGCAUGGCCUGUAGACUUUUCAUGGACUUCAGAUGAAGAAGAAAGUUACAAAACAAAUUUAACAAGCAAUAAUUAUAAGAUGUCAUUAAAACUUCUAAGUAGUCCUAGUCGUCUCAUCGGGUUUAUAGCAGUGCAUACUUUUGGAAUAUCAUUAAUUUAUCCUGGUUCUACUUCACUUUUAUUCUAUUUAAUGGAUCAGAACUUACAGAAAGGAAGACGAGCUUUAAUCACUUCAUUUGGAGGCGUAAGAUAUAAAUUAAAAACUAUUGAUGGAAAUUUUGUAGACUCCAUGUUCAUAGACAAAAGACAAUCAAAUAUUAAUUCUUUGAACCCAAAAUUAAUUAUUUGUACCGAAGGAAAUGCUGGAUUCUAUGAAGCAGGAAUUAUGAGCUCAGCUAUUGAAACUCAUCAUUCUGUCUUGGGGUGGAAUCAUCCUGGAUUUGGAUAUAGUACAGGUGUACCAUAUAUAGAGCAAGAACAAAAUGCAGCUGAAACAGUAAUAGAAUUUGCUAUAAAGCAUUUAAAAUUUAGUCCUAAAAAUAUUAUUUUAUAUGGUUGGAGUAUUGGUGGCUUUGCUUCCACUUAUUUAGCCAAAAAGUUCCCUGAUGUCCAUGCUGUGAUAUUGGAUGCUACAUUUGAUGAUCUGACACCAUUAGCUAUUCCACGGAUGCCUAGCUUUGCUGAGAAACUAGUAGAGUUGACUGUAAAAGAAUUUACAAACUUGAAUGUGGCUGAAAAUUUAGUUCAAUAUCCAGGGCCAGUUCUACUAAUUCGACGAUCCAGUGAUGAAAUCAUUGCACUUGAUCCCCAAAAUGUAGCUACAAAUCGAGCAAAUUACCUACUAGAAUUAUUAUUAGAAAGAAGAUUUCCAAAACUCUUUUCCAAUGAAUCGAGGUCAGUUCUUUGGGUUUGGCUAUCCACAUCUGGCGAACAACAAAAUCAAUUACAUUUGCAAUAUGAUGUUGACUUAAACACUCAAUCAAAACUAUUUUCAUCAUCCAAUAGAAAUUAUCCAUUAAAUCUUGGUGAUGGUUGGAAAGAUCAAGAAAAAAUAAAAAUGUUACUGUACUUGGCUGACUAUUAUAUGAAAGACUACAAUUCCACACAUUGCACUCCAUUACCAACACGUUAUUUAGGUUAUAUAAUUUAA
Molecule: messenger RNA, 1536 nt
Organism: Macrosiphum euphorbiae (potato aphid)
Lineage: Eukaryota; Metazoa; Arthropoda; Insecta; Hemiptera; Aphididae
Source: the annotation of a GenBank genome assembly